Molecule: messenger RNA, 1119 nt
Organism: Chlorella variabilis
Lineage: Eukaryota; Viridiplantae; Chlorophyta; Trebouxiophyceae; Chlorellales; Chlorellaceae
Product: expressed protein
Exons: 5
Coding region: 1-1119 (372 amino acids)
Source: RefSeq, a predicted model, not a curated record
AUGGCCAGGGUGAUCCUCGUUCCCCCGCUGAUCGACGAGGGGGUGCUGAUGGGCCCGCCGCCACGCCCCGCGUUCGGGAGGCAUAGUGCCAGCCAAGCGCCCGCCGAGUCCCAGUCUGCCGUCACUGGCGCCCCCAUGCUCUUCCACCUGGAGGGCUUUGAGCUGGAGGAGGCCGCAGUGACCGACCCCGUCUCAGAGAGCGCCGCACGCACCAGGCAGACGGUGGCACGCUUGCUGCAGCCCGGCGCAGACGACCAGUCGCUCUACUCUGCGGUGAUGAUGGCCACGCAGGCCGGCGGCGGCAGCCUGGAUGCCACCGCCCAGGUGCUGGCCCGCCUGGGCUACACCGUCAAGCUCAGCAGCUCCGCAGGGGGCACCCUCCGCAGCCUGAAGCACACCUUCCUCACAGCCACCCGCAACACCUUCAUCAACGGCGAGCCCGCCGAGUGGAUCAUCGACCCCAGCUUUGCCUCGGCCUUUGCCGUCGCCUGCCCCACCCCCCGCUUCGCACACAUCCUGGAAGCGGUGCCGCCGGUGCUGGUGGCGCCGCUGCCGCGCCUGGUGCGCGCGCUGCUGCUGCUGGGCGCCGAGCUGGCGCGCUGCUUCGAGAAGCAGGGCAUCCCGCUGCCCCCCUGGCGCCACGCGGACGCCAUCACAACCAAGUAUGAUGCAGUCAGCUCGGUGGUGGUGCACGGCAGUGGCGAGGCAUCAGCGGCAGCAGCAGCAGGCGGCCCCGGCCCGGCAGCGCCGCAGGUGGCAGCGGCGGCCGCGGCGCGCAAGCAGCAGCGCGACCGGCAGCAGCUGGAGCGUGUGCAUGUGCGCCUGGCGCGGCUGGGCGUGGUGUCCGACCUGCCUGCCCCGCUGCCACCCUCCACCUCACCAUCCUCUGGCGGCACACCCACCACCGGCGCCGACAAGGGGGCUGUGGACUCGCCGCGCAGCGUGCUGGAGGCUGCUGACCAGGGCAGCGCCUCCCAGCGCGUUGUGGGCUUCGAGGCCAAAGCCCCCGACACUGCGGUGCAGCAGCGUCAGCUGCAUGAUGCCGCCGCCAGUACCCGCCCCCGGUUCAGCCAGAUUGGCUGGCCGGGUGCUGGCUUUGGCCCUGCGCCUGUGGCCUGA